UGAGGAAAAAUGAAGAACCGCACAAACUCCAAAUCAAAAUCGACGAUAACAUGUUAUCAGAUUCAUUUUGUUCUUGUAAAGCCGGUUUGAAUGGACAUUGUUCCCAUAUAGUUGGAUUCCUCAAGACACUCCAGGGAUUUAAACUUCACAAUUUCACACAUGUACCAGACCAACAAAGCUGUACUAGCAUACCACAGCAGUGGCAUGUACCAAGGGGUGACAAAAUUCAGCCAGUGCCAUUGAACCAUGUUGUAGUAGCAAGGCCUGUUGAAAAUAGGAAAAGACGUCCUGUUUUGUGUCACAUUGAGCCAGACUGUGUAUUACCAAAGAUAACCCAUCAAGACAUCAACAUCCUCAAAAACAUGAAAGGGACCCCAUUAGCCUAUAUUGCUUCAGUGGAUGUUCCAAAAGUAGAUACACCAUUAGGAGAAGUGCAACUUGGCUCAUAUCUAUCUUAUCAGGUAAAAAUCUGUGUGAUAUCGCAUUACAUUUCGACAACAAGUUCUCAUCAGCUUUUGGCCAAAAAAUGGCAAAAUAGGGGUUAAAAAAUCACUGUAUACAAUAAAGCAUUUUUCACUUCUAUAUAUACA
Messenger RNA from Lingula anatina, 590 nucleotides. RefSeq lists its product as uncharacterized. The record is from RefSeq and is a predicted model, not a curated record. Gene Ontology annotation, molecular function: zinc ion binding. NCBI's taxonomy places the organism in Eukaryota, Metazoa, Brachiopoda, Lingulata, Lingulida, Lingulidae.